CCGCCCCCCGUGCUCCCCCCCAGAUUGCCGGUUCGCCCGAAAGAAAGGAAAAAAAAGCCUUCAUUCCCCAAUAUCUCCACGAUGCCCGUUCUGAGAAGAGGUGAUAGGUCGGCCGAUUGGAAGCGAAAGUCAGAGGAUCAACACAACACCGCUGCGUCGUCGUCGUCGUCAAAGCGGCUCAAGGAGUCCGCGGCAGCGCCUGCGAAGGUCGAGCCUCCCCAGAAAGAGGAGCCCAAAGGCGCGCUCUCGUUCCUAUCUGCCGCCCAUCAGGAAGAGCUCAAAGGCGCAAUCGAGUUCCGCGUGGUAAACAACGAUGGCCAACGCGAGAGCACCAUCGUGCUCGCGGGGCUCAAAACCAUAUUUCAGAAGCAGCUGCCCAAGAUGCCCCGAGACUACAUCGCGCGCCUCGUGUUUGACCGCACCCACCUCUCGAUGGCCAUCAUCAAGAUGCCGCUGGAAGUGGUCGGAGGCAUCACCUAUCGCCCGUUCAGGGGCAGAGAGUUUGCCGAGAUUGUCUUUUGUGCGGUCUCGUCGGAUCAACAGGUGAAGGGCUACGGUGCCCAUCUGAUGUCCCACCUCAAGGACUACGUGAAAUCAACCUCGGACGUGAAGCACUUCCUGACGUACGCCGACAACUACGCCAUCGGCUACUUCAAGAAGCAGGGCUUCACCAAGGAUAUCACGCUGGAAUCGCACAAAUGGAUGGGCUUCAUCAAGGACUACGAGGGCGGAACGUUGAUGCAGUGCACCAUGAUCCCGCGGGUCCGGUACCUGGCAGUAGCGCGCAUGCUGGCCAAGCAGAAGGAAGCCGUCCACGCCAUGAUCCGCGCGCGCUCGAAAUCCCACAUCGUGCAUGCGCCGCCUGCAGCCUUCGCCAAUGGGCCCUGCAAGAUCGAUCCUUCGUCGAUACAGGCAAUCAGAGACGCCGGCUGGUCACCAGAGAUGGACGAGCUCGCGCGACAGCCGAAGCACGGGCCGCACUACGCGUCACUUUUGCACCUUCUGACGGACAUGCAGAACCACCAAUCAUCAUGGCCAUUCCAGAAGCCGGUGGACCACGAGGAGGUGCCGGACUACUACCGCGUCAUCACGGAGCCGAUGGACCUGCAGACCAUGGAGGACCGCCUCGAGGAGGACGCUUACACCACCCCUGGAGACUUCGUGAGAGACGCUAAAAAGAUCUUUAAUAAUUGCCGCAGGUACAAUAAUGAAACUACCUCCUACUGGAAAAAUGCUACCAAACUGGAGAAGUUUUUGAAUACCAGACUCAGGGAGAAUCCCGACUGGGUGCAUCUGGCGGACUAUUGAGAUACGGCUUGAUCUAUGUGCUUAACGGGUGUUUGUUUUGUCUAUCUAUCUGCGGGUGUUUCUUCUGCCGCAAGUUUUUUGGAUUUUUUCUUCCGCAAAGCAAAAUUGUUUAUCCUUUUUGCAUACCUCCUAUAUGAUAUUGUA
Tricharina praecox is the source of this 1452-nucleotide messenger RNA. RefSeq lists its product as uncharacterized. The record is from RefSeq and is a predicted model, not a curated record. The coding region runs from base 82 to 1308 and encodes 408 amino acids. Gene Ontology annotation, biological process: positive regulation of transcription by RNA polymerase II; chromatin remodeling. NCBI's taxonomy places the organism in Eukaryota, Fungi, Ascomycota, Pezizomycetes, Pezizales, Pyronemataceae. Gene Ontology annotation, cellular component: histone acetyltransferase complex. Gene Ontology annotation, molecular function: histone H3 acetyltransferase activity; protein binding. The transcript has 7 exons.